This is a messenger RNA of Oryza sativa Japonica Group (Japanese rice), 1119 nucleotides long. Its product is annotated as vacuolar protein sorting-associated protein 2 homolog 1. Gene Ontology annotation, biological process: endosome transport via multivesicular body sorting pathway; protein transport; late endosome to vacuole transport. The record is from RefSeq and is a predicted model, not a curated record. Lineage: Eukaryota; Viridiplantae; Streptophyta; Magnoliopsida; Poales; Poaceae. Gene Ontology annotation, cellular component: ESCRT III complex; multivesicular body.
GUUACGGGGUUUACUUGGUGACGAAUCAAUCGAAACCCAAUUUAUCAAAUCCAUCGCGAAUCCCCAACCCAACCGAAUCCACCCAAGAAGAAGAAGAAGAAGAAGAAGGGUUAUUGCAUCGAUCGCAGCGAGGGGGAAAGGGGUAAUCGCGGAGCAGAUCGAAACCCGAAUCCAAUCGAUCGAGCCGCCAUGAGCUUCAUCUUCGGCAAGCGGAAGACCCCAGCCGAGUUGCUGCGGGAGAACAAGCGGAUGCUGGAUAAAUCCAUCAGGGAGAUCGAGAGGGAGAGGCAGGGCCUGCAGGCUCAGGAGAAGAAGCUCAUCGCCGAGAUCAAGAAGGUGGCCAAGCAAGGACAGAUGGGAGCCGUAAAAAUUAUGGCAAAGGACCUUAUCCGCACAAGACAUCAGAUCACAAAAUUCUAUGCCCUCAAGUCCCAGCUACAGGGUGUAUCUCUUCGAAUUCAGACAUUGAAAUCGACACAAGCUAUGGGUGAGGCCAUGAAGGGUGUCACAAAAGCCAUGAGACAGAUGAACAGGCAGAUGAAUCUACCAGCUCUGCAGAAGAUAAUGCGGGAGUUUGAGAUACAAAACGAGAAGAUGGAGAUAGUCAGUAGCACAAUGAAUGAUGCCAUUGACGAUGCUUUGGAGGGCGAUGAGGAGGAGGAAGAAACAGAAGAACUGGUAAACCAGGUCCUUGACGAAAUUGGCAUCGACGUCAACUCAGAGCUUGUCGGGGCUCCUUCAACCGCUGUUGCUGCACCGGUUGGAGCAGGAAAGGUUGCCGCUCAAGUUGAAGCCGCUGGAGGUGGGGACGGUGGGAUAGAUGACGACCUACAGGCCCGGCUUGAUAAUCUGAGGAAGAUGUGAGCAUAUAGGGCUUGGAAGAAAUAACUAUACGGUGUCAUUGUACAAUCAGCAUAUAGACAUUUUAUGCCAUCAUUUUUCUUAGAUUGUUGGGCACAUAACUGCAGGCUUCGAUUUUCUAGCCCCCUUGUAUAUAUAGAAGCUCUUAUUAUCCUAGAAGAAGGUCAUAUUAUCACCUAACAAGCUAACAGCCCUCGGUUGCUUUUGUUCUGAAUAAUUUUCCUGACGACUGCUUCUCUCUGCUGGUGAGUCUGAAAA